AUGGGUUACCAGGAAAAGGGCUCCCCGAGCCCGCCGGCCACCGCCAUCGAUGUCGAUGUGGCUGAGUCGCAAGACUUUCGUCGAGGCCGAGUAAGCUCAUGGCUUUCCAAGGCCACAUCAUGGGGCGUCGAAGUCCGCGGUAUUACACCCGUCCCUCUAGAAGAGCGAGUUGACAAGCGUUUCAUCAACGUCUUCUUUGUUUGGUUUACCAUGAGCACCAACCUUCUUCCGAUCAUCACCGGCAUGGUCGGCACUAUGGUUUUCGGACUCAACCUCAUGCCCUGCUCGCUCUUGAUUCUUUUUUUCAGCAUGGCUUGCACCGUUCCAGCAGCCUACUUUAGUACAUUCGGUUCCCGGACUGGUUUACGCCAAAUGAUACAGGCAAGGUUUACCUUUGGAUACUACCUCAGCUCCAUUAUUGUCGCCCUUAACCUCUGCACUAUCGCCGGCUUUGGUAUUAUCGACUGUGUCCUCGGCGGCACGACGCUCUCUGCUGUGUCUAGCGGCAGGAUCGAUGCCACCGCCGGCAUCAUCAUCAUAGCCCUUAUCUCCAUGGUCGUCUGUUUUGGCGGCUACCGCGUGCUGCACCAGUACGAGCGCUACUCGUGGAUCUUUGCCCUCGUUGCCAUUGUCAUCGCCACUGGCGUUGGGGGCAAGGAGCUCGCCAACCAGGUCGAGCAGCCCGCCGCCUCGGCCGCCACCAUCAUCAGCUUCGGCGGCGUCAUCGCCGGCUUCCUGAUCCCCUGGGCCGCCAUGGCGGGCGACUUCAGCGUCUACUGCGACCCCUCGGCCUCGACCUGGCGCAUCUUCAGCUACACCUACGCGGGGCUCUUCUUCCCCACAGUCCCGCUCAUGGUCCUCGGCGCGGCCGUCGGCGGCGCCGCGCCCAACGUCGAGAGCUGGUACGCCGGGUACGGGUCCUUCAGCGUCGGUGGCGUCCUGCAGGCCAUGCUCCUGCCCGCCGGCGGCUUCGGCCGGUUCGUCGCCGUCCUGCUCGCGCUGUCCGUCAUCGGCAACCUCUCGGCCGCCAUGUACUCCAUCUCGCUCAACUUCCAGCUCCUGCUGCCCUUCUUCGUCCGCGUGCCCCGCAUGGCCUUCUCGGUCGUCUACACGGUCGUCGCCAUCCCCGUCGCCAUCACGGCCGCCAAGUCCUUCUUCGCCAGCCUCGAGAACUUCAUCUACCUCAUCGCCUACUGGUCCGCAGCUUUCGUCGCCGUCGUCGCCGUGGAGCACUUUGUCUUCCGCCGGGCCGACUGCUCGAGGUAUGUGGCCGACUACUGGGACCAGCCGAGCAAGCUGCCCACUGGCAUUGCUGCGAUUGGCGCCAUGGGCCUGUCCUUUGGGCUGGCGGUGCCGUGCAUGUCGCAGGUGUGGUACACGGGCCCGUUGGCCCGGACGACGGGAGAUAUCGGGUUCGAAGUGGCUUUGGUGCUUGCGGGGUUGCUCUAUGUCCCUCUUCGGUGGAUUGAGUUGAAGUUUCGCCCUGUUUGA
Thyridium curvatum is the source of this 1491-nucleotide messenger RNA. RefSeq lists its product as uncharacterized. The transcript has 3 exons. The record is from RefSeq and is a predicted model, not a curated record. Gene Ontology annotation, molecular function: transmembrane transporter activity. Gene Ontology annotation, cellular component: plasma membrane. NCBI's taxonomy places the organism in Eukaryota, Fungi, Ascomycota, Sordariomycetes, Thyridiales, Thyridiaceae. Bases 1 to 1491 code for a protein of 496 amino acids. Gene Ontology annotation, biological process: transmembrane transport.